CAAAGAAUAAGACGCUUGAAGGCAGUUUGCCGUGGGUCCUAUUCACCUCCCCAACUAGCGGUUGUGCGCUUUCGGCACAACGGAGGCCAUAAUCUGCACUAGUAGGAAGGAAGUGAGGUGUAACACUGCUAUCAACUGCCAGAAUCCAUCAGAGGCCUCACUGUGAAAGAAGUAGUGGAGAAUAUGGAGAAGUUUGCAAAAGAUGAGUCACAGCCAGAUCCACUGGACUCUUCAAGGCCGUGUUCCCCAGACAGCUCACCAGAGGCAGAGAGGCUGGAGCUGCUGUAUGACAUCCUCAGACUGCCCACCCCGAAAUUCCAGGCUCUUUGUUACGGCGUACGUGAUAAUAUGACUGCGGAGGACCUUGCAAAGAUGUUUGCUUCAUGGACUGAGGAUAGAGUUCGGAAUAACAUUUUUGAAACCAUGGCAGAAAUUGAGGAGAAGAAAACCAUCUUAUCUUCCAGCUAUCAACAACGAGUCCAACAGUGCAACGUGGAAUCUACUAAGGAGGUCCCUGAAGUUCAAGUGGCUCCAGUGACCAAAGAGGUCUUUGCCACUGUCCUGGACUCAUUGCAUGGGUCCUCAACUGAUGUUACAAAACCUAAGCUGCAAUUUAUUUCACAACUUAACUCGAUGGUCAACAAAAUGAAGACGUUUCCAAAACGCUUGAAAUCAAAACCCAAGGACUCAGAAGAACUGACCAUUACACCAGAAGUUUGUAAAACACUGUCUGACCUAAUGGCUCUACCUGACCCUGAGAUCAUCACAGAAUCUGCCCAGUCUAACACAAGUCUCCAUAGCAACAAAGAUCGUCUUUAUGCUGAGGAGAACAUCAACAAAGCUUCAGAGGAUGUUCAGAACAUUCUGCUUAGUUCGGCUGCUCCUUCAUCAAGCCAUGAAGACACCACUGUGGUAUUACAUCAUGGUGGCAGUACUCUGUCAGUGGCCUCUGUCAAAUCUAUACAUGAUGAGGCUCGAGGAAUCGUUGGCACUAUUGUGACUGAAUUGGAAGAACUCUAUGAGAGUGUUCAGCCGAAGGAAAUUGAGAUGUUGGAAAAGCAAAAGGAAGAGGAAAUAAGUGAAAAAACUACUGAGCCUGAAGUAGACACUGCCCAAAACACACCUGAAGAGAUCUUGCCGAGCCAAGAAAAAGAAGAAGCGGAACCCAUCACGAAGCAUGCCUCCAAAGUAUCAAUUCAAAGAAAACUAUACCGUAUCCUCGGCAACACUCAAAUUAAAGUCAGGAUAUUCCAUGCGCUUUUUGGGUCCCAAGACAUUGUGGCAGAAUCAGGUGUGGAGCCUUCAACUGAGGAGGGUUGCCAGCAGGAUGUUGACGUUGAGAAUUCUCCCCAAGGCAACACUGACCUCGAGGUAUCAUCUCAGCAGCCAAUUUCAAAUGAGAUUCAUUCAGAAGAAGUUGCGUUGACUACUGCCGACACAGCUGACGUUACAACACCAACGAGCACUGAGAUUUCCUCCUCUGCAAGACCCACAAGCCCAUCUCAUAAGGUUGGCAAUCCUAAUGUGGGUAAGAAACUUAAGCAAAUGUUUACCAGAACUUCGAGCCCUCCUCCAGCAGGAACACCUACUGUCACCCAAGAGACAGUGACCCCUGUGCCAGAGACAGAUCAGGAUGGUUGCCGAGAGGAGGUUAGCCUUGAAAAGCCUUGCCAAGAUAUUGGCAACCUUGACAAUUCUUGUCAAACAGAUGUUGAUCUUCAGGCACCAUCACAGCAGUCAGCUGCUGAUACAAAUCUUCCUCCUCCUGCAGCAGAUGAGGCCCAGACACGCUCUGAAGAUGCAGUCAAUACACCUGCAGGUGCAGCAACAGAUCCACAGUCCAGAUCCAGAUCAAGAUCCAAAAGUCCAUCCUCUAAGGUUGGCAGUGUGGGUGUGAAAUUAAAGAAAAUGUUAACCAAACCUCCAUCCAGCGCAGAGACUCCUAGCGAAACUCCAGAGGUAGCUGCUUCUGUGCCACAGACUGAGGAUUCUGAGGCUGCAAUACAAUCAUCUGAACCACCUGCACAGCAGUCCUCAGAUAUUGAAGCUUGUAAGAAUGAACAAGGAGACAAAAUUGAGGCAGAGCCUUCACCGGGGACUCAUGCAUCUCCUCUCCCUGAAACUGUGGUCAAUGUGUCUGCUGAUCAUAAAAAGAACAGCUUAGGUAGGAAAUUUAAAAAUAUGUUUGGCAAGCAACAAAGCCUGGACGAUGGAAAAGUCUGUGUCCAGGAUGAGCACACAGUCUCCUCAAGUAAUGAGGAAUGUACAGCUGAAUGUGCAAAACCUCUUGAUAGUGUCACUGAGAGAACUGAAGAGACUGCUCAACCGCAGGAGGCAGGUGAACAGCUGGCUUCAGAUAGUGGAGCACUUCAACAUCAGACCACCACAGAACCAGUUGCAGACACCACAGCAAGCCAGUCAUCUCCAACCCCAGCCAAGCCCAAGACUGGGAAAGUCGUGAAAAUCUUUGCUAAGAAAAAGAGACCUACAGAGACCCCGGAGGUGAUCCCUGAUGAGGAAACUGUCCCAGAGUGCGCUCCACAGUCUUUAGAUGCAACAGCCACAGAAUUUCAACCCUGUCCUGGGGACGAGCAGCUUGCCUCCAGCGAUGGCAAAGAGACGUCCGAGAUAACAGAUGUGGUUGCAACGGACAAAAACAAGAACGGCGUUGGAAGGAAGUUGAAAGGUCUCUUUGGCAAGAAACCACAGAAUGUUCCCCCUGCAGUAGUACCACCUGAGGACGACGAUCAUGCCCUGCCCUUGCCAGCCCUGGUGCAAAGAGGAGAUGGCCCUGAUACUAUAUCGCUUGCCUCCGAGGCAGUUGUACAGCAAUCCAUAGAUUUAGCGUAUGAAACGGUUUACAAGGAAGACCGUUUGGCCUCAUGUGAUGGCACAGAUUACAAGAGCGAAUGCACUGGGCUUAAUGUCGCAGAACCGGAACCACACAUGGACACUGCUGAUGUGAGCCAUGUGCCUCAAGACUCACCUCAAGAAUCACCUCCUGCCGCGCCAGCAGAUACCAACCGGCCUCGCUUCGGGAAGAAAUUGACAGGUCUCUUCUCCAAACCACAAAAGCCAGCGGCACAAUUGGACAUACUGGACACGUUGUCUUCCACAGUGGAACCAAAGGGUGGUGCCAAGGGUCCAGAUGUAGCCUUGGUAGAGUCUGGGACACCCGUAGAGCAAACCAUAGCUUCUUCAUCUCAGACCUGCCUCCAGGAUGACCAAACCACGGCUCCCUCUAAUGGACAAGGAGGUGACAAUCGUGAAUCUGAUGUGCCGGACAAAAUCGAAAUAACUAAUGAAGAGAGUCAAGCGCCUCCUGUCUCAGAACCACUGCCGGCUGUGGCAGUGCCUGCAGAGAGUGGCAACAAACGCAGUUUUGGGAGGAGCUUUAGAAACUUCUUUUCCAGGCAACCGAGGAAUGUUAGUGAAGAACCCAAAGUGCCAGAGGACUCCCAGGAGUCCGUUCUACCACAGGCUGCAGAGAGCAGCACCCCCGAAGCUGCAGUAUCGUCUUCUGUGGAACAGACAGCAAGUUCUUCCCUUGACCUGUCUGCCACAUGCGUGCCCACUGAAGCAUCUGCUUCCUUACCCGAAGAUCAAACAGCUAAAGUAUCCCUUAGCCCAGAAACCGUAUCCGAUGCGACUAGCACUAGCAAAAAAUCUAGCCGCUUGCAGAUUGGUAGCAAGCUGAAAGGCGUUUUCACAAAACAGUCAAAGCAACCUCAGGUUGCCCAGGAAACACCCGCUGACACCCCCUCACAGGAGGUGGUGCCCACAGAGGCAGUUGCACUGAGGACCUCUGCUGGCAAUUUGACCAGUAGCAGCAGCCCCCCUCCUGUGGAGAUUACCUCUAUGGAGUUUAAAGACAUCGCUGAAGCCACAGCGGCCAUCAAGGGGGUGAUGGACAGAGUGCGCCGCGGUCAGGACGACGUAGUGACUGGGACAGGAAAGAUCAAUCAGCUGAUGGAAAACGGAGUCCUCCAACCGUUCGUCCGAACACUAGUUGACAAGGUCUUCGAGCACAUGAGUGCCAGAAAUGUGUCCAUAACAGACAAUGCAGACUUGGAACCUGUCUAUGCAUUUGCAAGGAGGUCUGUGCAGGGGCUUCUGGUGUACGUGUUGGGCAUCUUUGUGCCUUUGUUGGAGGAAGCCGAAAUGAACUUUGUACAUGACACAAUGACCGAGCGGGUCGUCAGCGAAGUCAAAGUCGGCAUUAGCAGUGCUGUGGUGAAUACUGUGGUGGACAUUGAUGUCAAUGAGACUGCAGAGGCUGUCAAUGAGUCAAUCUGUCAAUCUCCAGAGACUGUCAAUGAAUGACUUGACUGGAGACCAAUAGUCUCUUCUAACAUGAGCUAAACUUCAGUUUACAACACUAAACCAACAUUGGACACAGUUCCCAAAUACUCCUCAAACACAGAAUACACGGAUCAAAAAGCAAACAUCAAUAAAAUAUGAACUAUCCAUGCAAGUAUUUCUCUCUCUCCCUCGCUCUCUCUCUCUCUCUCUCUCUCUUUAAUAUCCAUUGUUACU
Engraulis encrasicolus (European anchovy) is the source of this 4536-nucleotide messenger RNA. Its product is annotated as mucin-2-like. The coding region runs from base 184 to 4323 and encodes 1379 amino acids. NCBI's taxonomy places the organism in Eukaryota, Metazoa, Chordata, Actinopteri, Clupeiformes, Engraulidae. The transcript has 7 exons. The record is from RefSeq and is a predicted model, not a curated record.